Molecule: messenger RNA, 1020 nt
Organism: Acanthochromis polyacanthus (spiny chromis)
Lineage: Eukaryota; Metazoa; Chordata; Actinopteri; Pomacentridae
Product: cytochrome P450 2K3-like
Exons: 5
Coding region: 1-699 (232 amino acids)
Biological process (GO): xenobiotic metabolic process
Cellular component (GO): intracellular membrane-bounded organelle; cytoplasm
Molecular function (GO): iron ion binding; oxidoreductase activity, acting on paired donors, with incorporation or reduction of molecular oxygen, reduced flavin or flavoprotein as one donor, and incorporation of one atom of oxygen; heme binding
Source: RefSeq, a predicted model, not a curated record
AUGCAUCUGAAAGAGACGCUGAACCCAGAUGUGAGCCGAGGGUUGGUGGAUUGUUUUCUGAUCUGGCAGCAGGAAGAACAGGAUGCAGGUGUUCCAGUCUGUCUGUACACUGACCAGAACUUGGUGUCCUUGGUGGAUGACCUGCUGGCUACUGGAACCACCACAUCUGCUACCCUGAGAUGGGCAUUGCUGUUUAUGGCCAAAUAUCCACAGAUUCAGGACCAGGUCCAGGAGGAGCUGGACAGGGUGCUAGGAAAUGGUUCUCUCUCUGUGGAGGUCCGGCGGAAUCUUCCAUUCACUAACGCUGUGAUUCAUGAGACCCAGAGGAUGGUGAACAUCGUCCCAAUGGCCAUCGCUUCCCAGACCACAGAGGACCUUUCCUUUCAGGGACACUUCAUCAAACAGGAUGAGAGUGAAUGGGAGACUCCACACACCUUCAAUCCUGCUCAUUUUCUCAAUGGGGAGGGCAAGUUCAUCCAGAGAAAUGCCUUUGUGGUCUUUUCCAAAGGCUGCAAGAUUACUCUUGGAGAGAGUCUGGCCAACAUGGCGCUGUUCCUCCUCUUCACCUCCCUCCUGCACUGCUUUCGCAUCACUCCUCCACCUGGAGUUUCAGAGGAUGACCUGGAUCUGACUCCAGCUGAAGGAGUUACAUCCUCUCCUCCACCUCACCAGCUGUGUACCAUCGACCGCUGGAUGUGAAAGAUUGCUUCUCUUUUAAAAGCCUCCUUCAUGACAUGCAGAAGCUAAGAUGGAGACUACAUUUUAAAUCGGAAUUUAGAAGUUAAUUUUAAAUGUGGAAGUGAUUAAGAGCAUAUUAAUGAUUUUAAAAUAGCCACUGUUUGUAGAAUGUGGACCUGAAGGAGAGGUUGUUUAUUGCAGAUAAAUGAAAAUCCUUCAGUUUUCAGAAGAAUCUAAUGUUGAAUCUAAAGUUUUAAUGUGGUAGAAGAAAAGAGCUGAUUUUAUUGUUAAAACACAAUGUUACUGAAAUGAACACUAGGUGCAUGUAACCACAAAUAACUG